UCGCCUUUCCUAAUUAAAUAGGGAUAUGAUACGCAGGCAUUUCAUAAUAAUAAUAAUGUAUAUUAAUUUUUCCUUUCACGACCAAGCGUGCUUGUCUUCUCUGAUCUAAUAAUCUAACACAUGCAUGCUUGCUUCCUAAUAAGUCCUGGCGCCGUCAUCGUCCUCCACAGGCACUCCGGCUGGUACUCCGCCCCUCGAUCCAGGGCCACAUGCUCCAGGCGUUGUGCGUGUCUGUGGUCUUCUUAGCGUGCGUCCUGGUGCUGGCGGCUGCCGUGUCGUGCGCCCUCGCGGUGCGGGCGCUGCGGUGGGCGGCGGCACGGGAGAUGGCGCUGAACGUCGACCUAGCCCGACAGAAGGAGGCACUGCGGCAGGCGGAGUUCAAGAGCAAUGCCUUCGCCAGUGCCAGCCAUGACAUCCGGUCCGCGCUGUCCGCCAUCGCCGGCCUCGUGGACAUGUCCCGUCCGGAGGUGCAGUCGGUCCCCGGCAUCAUGGAAAACCUUGAUCAGAUGGGUGUCUGCACCAACAAACUGUUCGGUUAG
Molecule: messenger RNA, 539 nt
Organism: Zea mays
Lineage: Eukaryota; Viridiplantae; Streptophyta; Magnoliopsida; Poales; Poaceae
Product: probable histidine kinase 2
Exons: 1
Coding region: 210-539 (109 amino acids)
Biological process (GO): signal transduction
Molecular function (GO): phosphorelay sensor kinase activity
Source: RefSeq, a predicted model, not a curated record